Messenger RNA from Staurois parvus, 609 nucleotides. The record is from the annotation of a GenBank genome assembly. Lineage: Eukaryota; Metazoa; Chordata; Amphibia; Anura; Ranidae.
CAUCGGGCUGGACUCCGGGCAGAGGCACAUCGGGCUGGACUCCGGGCAGAGGCACAUCGGGCUGGACUCCGGGCAGAGGCACAUCGGGCAGGACUCCGGGCAGAGGCACAUCGGGCAGGACUCCGGGCAGAGGCACAUCGGGCAGGACUCCGGGCAGAGGCACAUCGGAUUACCAGGCGAAGCAGCAGGCAGCGGGCCACCGGGCGGAGCAGCAGGCACCGGGCCCCCGGGCGGGGCAGCAGGCACCGGGCCCCCGGGCGGAGCAGCAGGCACCGGGCCCCCGGGCGGAGCAGCAGCACCGGGCCCCCGGGCGGCGCAGCAGGCACCGGGCCCCCCGGGCGGGGCGGAGCAGCAGGCAGCGGCCCCCCGGGCGGAGCAGCAGGCACCGGGCCCCCGGGCGGAGCAGCAGGCAGCGGGCCCCCGGGCGGAGCAGCAGGCACCGGACCCCCAGGCGGAGCGACAGGUCUCGGGCCCUCAGGCGGAGCGGCGGGCGCCGGACCCCCAGGCGGAGCGACAGGUCUCGGGCCCCCAGGCGGAGCGGCGGGCGCCGGACCCCCAGAUGGAGCGACAGGUCUCGGGCCCUCAGGCGGAGCGGCGGGCGCCGGACCC